This is a messenger RNA of Mesocestoides corti, 7488 nucleotides long. The record is from the annotation of a GenBank genome assembly. NCBI's taxonomy places the organism in Eukaryota, Metazoa, Platyhelminthes, Cestoda, Cyclophyllidea, Mesocestoididae.
AUGUUAUUCUUACAAUCUGCACGUCUUGGCCAGCCGUCCCCCAGCCUCAGCAGCCGUGUCAGGGUCAAAACAGACUACUUAGAACCCGAGCUGACUCGGGGCAGUCGUGCACACACCAAACGACGUAUACCCUCAGCUUCUGACUUGUCCAGUGAAAGUUCUAUUAUUGAAACUCCACGCUCCUCAGAACAGGCUUGUCCGUCAGCUGCAAGUUCUGACGAUUUAACUGCUGUCGGGUGCCAUUCGAAGCGAAGGCGCGUAGAAGUAGAGGAGGACUGUAUUGGUUCAUUGGCGUCCAUCCAACGUCGCCGAAACUGCACCCAGGUCACUAGCCACUGUUUUGCGGAAGUUUUUGGUGCUCACAGCCAAGAAUACCCUAGUACUCCAAUAAUCCAGACCUUGGAUCACAAGGGUCCUUCAAACUCCAAUCGUGAGCAAGAUUUACCCGUAGGAUUUCCCAAUCGCGGAAAAACGGGUUCCUGUAACAGCAAAAAGCUGCGGGGGAAAGGGCAUGUUGGUGCCAGUUCAACGGGGGACCCAUCUAUCAUUGAUCAACAUCAGCAAGUUGACUUUGGCUUCUUUUCACCUACAUCACAUCCCACAAUCUUUUCACCUACAUCACAUCCCACAAUCAACGAGAUGCCGGCUGAUUUCGGUGAGCUGUCACAGAAGUCGUCUGCAACUAAAGUCUUAACUCGUGGCGCAAAGAGUCGUAAUGAACUCGACUUAUCCGGUGGAGGCAAUGACGGUGGCGGUGGAGGCUGGUUCCGUUCAUUCACCUGCUUUGCCAACAACACCGCCGAUGAUCAAACGGCAAUAGAUCUUUCAGGAUCUUCAUCUUCAGCCAGUAAAAUGACUCUACCAGCUGGGUCAGCACCCGUUUCUUCCUUCAUCCCCGACGGCAUUGACUUCACAAAUCCUCCCCAGCCAACAACUUCUCACGAUUUGUCGAAUGCCACCACAGCGGGCGGUGGCGGACUCCUUCGUUUUGUCACUUCCUUUUCCUCUUCCUCCUCCUCAUCAUCUCGUCAGCGGCAACACCGCAAUGCACCUUCCACUAGACAGGAUGCGGGCAAACGGGGUCUGGUUGUAGGAGGAGGCCGCUCAGGAGGACGCGGUGGAACUGCUUCAAGUGGCGGCAGUGCUGGCGGUGCGUUUGCCUCACACCACCACAACCAUCAUCACGGACAAGGCCAACAGCAGGGUUCGGGCAUUAAUUAUCGCACUUUACAGCUUCAACAGUCUUUCGGGGAUGUCUCCUCACAACUAGUGAUACUACAGGAAAUCAAUCAGGCUCUGCUAAUGGGAUCAGAGGAGUCGCUUGUGGGCUUGGCAGUGCACAAUCUCGUUUCCGUCAUUGUCGACCUCUUGGGCGCAGAGAAGUCGUUGGCCUCGUUGCCUGACGAGGAGGUGAUUGAGUUGAAAAACCUCAUCUGCAACAUUCUGGCCCAUCUGAUGGAUGUAAUGCCCAAGGCUGCGGAUGCCGUGGUCAUGGCGAUCCCCCUGCUACUCAGCACCAUGUCGUCCAGUUUCGUCGGUGAUAUCCUGGAGCGGAUCAUUAAUGUCCUCGAACAGGUGUCUCGAAGACACGGACGCCAAGUCCUCCUCUAUGGUGGUGUUGCUACUGUAAUGGGCUACUACGAUUUCGUCACGGUUGCCCAACACCGGACAAUCCUCUCCAUGGUGGCGAACUGCUUCGCAGACGUGCGUCGCGAGGACUUUUCCACGCACAUUGCAAGCUGCUUGCCGAGUUUGUGCGACCGUCUGGCCUGUGAAGCUCCCGGAUCCUCCACAGAACCGCGUUGUGUCGAGCGGGUCUGCUUGUGCUUUGCCCGUCUCAUCGAAGCCUACAAAUGGGAACCGGAAAUAUUGAGGCAGAUCGCUUCCUUCGGAUUGUGUCAACACCUCAAACAACUCAUUGCUGCUUCUCCGCCGAUAGUGUCGAAUAUGCAGGACAUCGCGUGCAUGUUGGCGACGCUCUGCACCUACUGCCCAGACCUCGCCGUGGAUAUACUGAAAUUGGGCAAAGCAGACGUAGGGACAUGUCUUUCGCCUUCAGUCGACGAAGGCUACGCAGAGACGCUCUACACACUACUGACAGACCAGAGGCCUCACGAAAUUAGUUUCCUUUCGCCCAACACAACGGGUGGGAAAAAUGGGUUCCAGUGUACCUCAAGCCGGACGAACAUCGCCAGGGCGCUAGAGAACCGCGGACCCAAGAACAUCAGUGCUAUCAUCCACCUCAUCAGUGCUCUACUGCCUCCGGUUCAUGAGAAUGCCAUCUCUCUUAGUCCUCCGCUCAGUUCUUCUCGUGAUGACUCGGGCUCAAAGAGCACCCCAGAGGUUGCAGAUGUGCGGGUCGCCCUCAUUCAGCAGCAGUGCAAGGCCUUUGAGGAGUUGGUGUCUCGCGCCAAACGGAAGACCUCUUGCUGUGACGGCGUGCAGCACCACCAUGAAGGCGACGGAAAUUCGGCCUCUUCAGUUCCCGAAAAUGAUGAUUUGGUGUUGGUGAAAGCCAUCCAUCUGCUCCUUCCAAUGUUGUUCGAUCUGUACGCGGAACUGAACGGCAUUUCUCCACGACUGAGGUGCAUUGAGGCUAUUCAUAGGAUCGUCUACUACGCGAGUCCAUUUGUGCUCUCCUGGACGGUUUCCCCGCGUUCAGUGUCCGCCAUGGUUGCCGGCAUGCUUGCGAGCCCCGAAUUCGCCAUAAUUGCCGCGGGCUUGCAACUUGCCAACCUCUUUAUCACGCGCAUUCCACUCGUCUUCUCUGCGUACUUCCGCAAAGAGGGCGUUCUUUUCCACCUCAAGCGACUCGCGUCUCUUGCUGCCGAGAAACAGGAGGAAGUAGCCGGCGGCGAUGAAUCGGCGACAACGGCGCAGGUCUUUUUCCCACCAUCGACUUCAAAGUCAUCAACCUCCUUGGAUACUUUGACUGAUUCUGCUUCAUCUUACGCAAUCUCAUCUCAGCAUUUAUCGUCAUCCCUGUGGACCUCCAACCCAUUGCCACUGCUCUCUGCCGCGAAAAGUAGCCGGUUCUCUGUGACCACCCCCGGGGGUAAUCUUCUCCGAAGGCCGACCACAGAAAACGCAAACAAUCAGCUCAGACCACAGCCCGUCCAGUUACGACCUCCUCGACGCAGUCAUCGAUUGACUCUUCAAGGUGCCUCCGCCAAUUGCCACCAACAGGCAGUCAGUAAGACACCCGACCCCUCCGCUGUCCCAGGCUCCUCGGAACCUCCGUGUGGUAUGCUUGUCCUCGAGGACUCCGCACAGGUGACGCCCGAGUCUCCCGCGUCGUCGUCCACAUCUUCAUCAACUUCAACCCUCGACGUGGACUUGGGGGCUGAGGCGAGCCAAAUUUUGCCAAGCCCGAUCCUUGCAAUGACCAACGCCGCAAGUGGUUGUCAAGAUACCAGUCUCCGUGCCUGGAUCACUUCGCAGUGUCAGGAACUUCAUAAUCGAAUCCAGGAGCUUGUCACGACGCCCCACAAUUCGGAUACCCUGGCGUCCAAGGCUGCGGCAGCAAGCAAAAAGACCCGUAGGCACUCAGCGGUCGCCGUGACUACCGUUAACGUCGCGCGUGAUUUGGUGCCCGAACUUGAAGCCGUGAGCCAGCAGCUAUUGGUCGCUGACGAUCCAAUAGCAUGGAUCGGCGGCUUAAAACGGCUCGCCACCUUAUUGACUAAAACAAACGCCACCGAGGACGAGGCUCCAUCGCCGUUUGAGAUUCAACGAAGCGGACUCUUGAAGGCGUUGCACUCUUUCCUCUCCCAACUCACGGAACGGCGAUUGAGAGCAUAUCUUUUCUUGAGGGUGUUUGUCGGAACUCGAUACACAGACAACAUUUGCCUGAAUUUGCUCUGCGAGAAGCCCAAAAUGCUGGAAAUGACCACUGGUGCCCUCGAGGCUCUGCACCAACCGGCUGAUGACCGCCUGGUGCAUGACCAAGCCUUUCCCAUUCUCAUCAACUGCCUUCUUGACUGUCUUCAUCAGCAGGAACAUUUCCAGGUGCUCACCGGACCGACCUCUCUGUCGAGCGCAGAGGCCUGUGCUGAGGAGAUGCUCCUUGCAACCCACCGGGGCGGUAUUCCCAGUAGCCUCCUACUCCCGACCGGCGGCGUCGCCUUAUCCGACACGAGGUUGCGUCGUAGCGGUGGCACCUCCAACCGAAGUGCCUCUUCCAAGUCCUCAAGUGGCCAACCCCAUCGUCUUUUGCCCCGCCGCUGGUCAGCAGUGGUGCCGGGCUUUCUCAAACUGGAACUAGUUCGACAAGUGGAGGAAAGCACUACUGCCACCUCGUCGAGGAAGUCGUCUUCGGAGAACGAUGGGUCCUUGAAGGGCACGUUUUGGGAGAAUACUCCUCUUAGUCUGCCUCUACACAACCUUCAACUUCUCCUGGUGCAAAGAAGUUUCCUUGCCUCGCUUGUCUCCGUCCCGGAAAACAGCCAAAAUCAGCUGGUAGAUGAUGAUGGCAGUGGCGUCGCGUCUUUUUCCCACCCAGCACCUCACCAACAGCCCUACCGUCGUCGCCUUUACCGGCGUCAGGAACCACAGUUGCAUCCCGAGGAAGAAGUGGCUUCGUCCUCCACAAAGAUCCGAGUGCCGCAUCACUCGACUGCUCCCGACAGCAUACGUCAUGAUAAGCUCCCCGCCCAAUCGUCAUUUUCUCGUAGUUCGGAGGUGGUUGAACUCGUCAUGGGACGUGAAUCUGCUUCCAGCAGAACUUCGGCUUUAAAGCCAAAGGAGGCGUUUUCUCGACCGAAGAGUAUGUCGCUUCUGGCGGCCUUCGGGAUGCUCCAAUUCUCCGGCUCUUCCUCCUCCUCGUCCUCCGGCCUGAUGGCGGCAGCACCCUCAUUCUUGGCCCCCUCAACACUCUCUCCCUCUGAUGGAGGCGGUUCCUCCUUGCAGCCAUCAUCGUCCACGGCCACGCACUCCCACAACCGGUCCCUCGUCGCAGGUGGCAGGAGAGACAACUCUCACCAUCACCACCCGGCCUCCUCCAGGUACCACCACCACCCCCACUCGGCUUUCAUGUCCUCCGGAGUCAGUGACCUCUUUGGUUCUGUCGCGGCCGCUGCUGGCGGCAACAAUGGCCUCGUGCCCGUCUUCUACAUCAACGGGACGCGUGUUCCCGGUCAGAUGCCGCUGUACCAGGCCAUCCGCAUGUUUUCUGUUGAUGUCAGUGAACGAAGUCGAGAGUUGCUAAAUGGUCACCGGUUCUCGAUGACAGAGCAAAAUCGGGAGGACCAGAUAAACGCGUUUAUGUGGCGGCAUGUCCACACUGUCCAGUACCGUCUCGAGAAAGCCGCGUCCUCGUCCUCAAGUGUUGAAUCCCCAACUCGUCUCUUGUCCCCUGCCUCGUUGUUUCUCAAAAAUCCCGCAUCGAGCAUUUCUUCUGGCGCCUCGGCGUCAUCCUCUAGUAAACUCUCUCCCACCUCUCAUCUCUCCUCGGCGAUCAGCUGUUUGAAGCGGCCUCGCCGCCCCGAUGACGGGCAUAGUCAGUUGGUUCAGUCAACGACUACGUCGUCUCGUUUCUUCUCCUUCCUGGACCCGAUCGUGGAGUGCAACACCCUCUCCGACGGAUAUCUAUCCACCAACCUGUUGCUGCUUCGAGCUCUCUACGGUCUGAGUGAGGUCGGCAACACCCUGGACGACCUGAUCGAACCGUUCCCCAUCAUUCCUGUGGACCACUUCCGAAGUCAAAAACUCUCCGCGAAAGCAUUGCGGCAGCUUCAGGACGCGUUUUGCGUUCUGGCAGGGAAUCUGCCCAACUGGCUGGUGCAGAUGAUCUCCACUUGCCCGUUCCUCUUCCCCUUCUCUGUCCGGCAAAACUUCUUUUAUGUCCACAAUUUCGACCGAGACAGAACCAUCCUCCAUUUACAGGCAAAAAACGACAUGGGCCGUCUUAUCGCCCUAAUUUACAUUGUCUGCCGCUCCCUCUUCCAGGACUCGAUAAUGAAUGGGUCUGUAGAUAGUGAAUCACCGGGAAGCAGUGCAAACGCUAGUGGUGUAGGGACUGGCAACGCAGCUGCCUCCAGCCACCCCUCCUCACCCUCCCCCAGGCUCCCUCACCAAAACCAAGCCUCCGGUCUCCGGCUGGGCGCCGCCGAGGCCGGCAACACCACCGCGGCCGUGCUCGAAAGUCUCCUGGUGGACUCCGCUUCGCAGGUCCAAAGACACAAGAUAACGGUGCAUCGUGACGCCAAGCGUCUCCUGCGGGCUGCCGAGUCGGCCCUCUCAGAGCUUCGUGACUCGCGCUCGAUCCUCGAGAUCGCCUUUGAAGGUGAAGUCGGUUUCGGGCUGGGACCCACUCUUGAGUUCUACACCCUGGUUAGCCACCAGCUCAUGACCGCUAACCUGAAUCUUUGGCACGGCCACAACUUCACUGCUGAAGGCUACAUUAUAGCCCCCGCCCCUGGGCUCUAUCCCAGACCUCUUGCCAAAAAUGUGCGCGCUUCUCAGUCCAGAGAAGUCCGGGCCAAGUUUUUCUUCCUGGGUCAGUUGAUGGCGCGGUCGUUGCUCGACUUGCGCCACCUUGAUCUCUCUCUGUCACCGACCCUCUUCAAGUGGUUCCUCUACACCCAAACACCGGAGGAGGAUCUGGUCCUGUGUGGCCCUCGCGUCGGCGUAACUCCCGCCGACAUCGCAUUGGUAGACCCUCAACUCGCCAAGCACUUCCGCUCCCUCAUGAAAAUGAGUCGACGAAGGCAGGAAUUGGGCGCUGGGGCGGAAGAGGAGGUUCGAGCCAUCGACUCCGACAUUGAGGACCUUUGUCUGAACUUCACGUUGCCCGGAUAUCAAAUCGAACUCUGUCGAAAUGGUUCGCAAACCUCCGUCACGGGUAGCAAUCUAGCUGAGUACCUUCAUCUCUGCGCGAACUGGCUCCUGGUUGAGGGCGUUCGUCGCCAGAUAACUGCCCUCAUCGAAGGCUUUGAUUCCGUUCUUCCGGGCAUUCGGACGGGCAAAUUGGCUGCCCUUUUCCGUCCAGACGAAUGUGAAGGUCUUUUCUGUGGUUCUGGCGGAUUCGGUGGUCUCUACCGGGACCAGCUGGCCUUCCUGCAGGGUAUUGAGACGUCUGUGUCGUCCACGCAAACUGUCGUGACACCUUCGAAGACGACCACAGCUUCGGGCUGGGACGUCGACACGCUUAUGAAAUCCUGUCUUUGUGACCACGGCUACACCCUACAAUCUAAGGCCAUUCAAAACCUGUUCGAGAUCAUGUCGGAGUUCGAUGAACCGCGCCGACGUCUGUUUAUCCAGUUCGCCACCGGCAGUCCAAGACUCCCGAUAGGAGGUUUUCGUGCGUUGAAGCCCCCUCUGAAGAUCGUGAUGAAGCGUGAGGCGGAGGAGCACGCCGACAGACACCUGCCCUCGGUGAUGACCUGCCAAAACUACCUGAAGCUGCCCAACUACUCGACGAAGGAGAUUAUGCGCGAGAAGUUGCUCUACGCAAUUCACGAGGGUCAGCAUGCCUUCCACCUGUCUUAG